GUUCCGGCGGAAACAGCGCCGUGCAACUUGAAGGGUGGAAGAUGACAACAAACUAAGUCAUCGGUUUAAAAACCAAAACACUCGAAAAGAGGUUUUAAUUUCUCAUUCUGGUCGUUUUUCUCGUCUGCGGAGCCACCGUCCCUCCCCAUGCUGCUUUGCCGGGUGUCGGCCCUGUUAGCGGGCUGCGGCCGCAGGUCACCGCCGGCCAGCGGCCUCCUUCAGCGGACGCUGUCCGGCAGCUGCGGCCGCCGCCAGGGCGCCGGCUCCGGGGGCUCCGGGGAGCCGGGGCGGUACCGGGACACGGUGCUGCUGCCUCGCACCGACUUCCCCAUGAAGCUGACCGGCCAGAAGCUUCUGGACCGGGAGCUGCAGAUCCAGCAGGAGUGUAGUUUUGCAGAUUUGUACUCGUGGCAGAGAGAACAGAAGGCCAAGAAAGAAUUCUGCCUCCAUGAUGGACCUCCAUAUGCCAACGGAGACCCUCAUGUGGGACACGCACUCAACAAGAUUCUGAAAGACAUUCGUAACCGCUUUGAGCUGCUGAGGGGCCGGCAGGUCCACUACGUCCCGGGCUGGGACUGCCAUGGCCUCCCCAUUGAGCUGAAGGCUCUGGGAGAACUGGGAACCAGCGGCCUCAGUCCGCUGCAGAUUCGACAGAAAGCGCGGGAGUUUGCAGAGGCGGCCAUAGCUCGCCAAAGGGCAGCCUUUCAGCGCUGGGGGGUGAUGGCGGACUGGGACAAGUGCUACUACACGUUUGAUGGGACCUACGAGGCCGCUCAGUUGAAAGUCUUUCAGGAGAUGCACAGCAAGGAGCUCAUCUACCAGGACUACAAGCCCGUCUUCUGGUCUCCCUCAUCGAGGACGGCGCUGGCGGAGGCCGAGCUAGAGUACCACCCGGAACAUGUGAGCAGGUCCAUCUAUGCCACGUUCCCUCUCAUCACGCUGCCACCAAAGAUCUCCUCGGAAGGUCUGGAGAACGUGUCCGUGUUGGUGUGGACCACCCAGCCCUGGACCAUCCCCGCCAACCAGGCUGUCUGCUUCAUGCCCAACGCCGAGUACUCCGUGGUGAAGAGGGCCGACGACUCACGGCUGCUGCUGGUGGCGACGGAGCGCACGGUCGGCCUGGCAACGCUGCUGGGAACGGAGCUGGAGAGCGUCAGCACCUUCAAAGGUUCCAUGCUUGAAGGUGGGGUCUGCAGACAUCCCACAAUUUCCGACAAAGACGUGCCGUUAUUGCCGGGCAAUCACGUGACGAUGGGGAAGGGGACCGGUUUGGUGCACACGGCUCCAGCUCACGGCAUGGACGACUACAGCGUGGCGUCACACUUCCAGCUCCCCGUGGAGUGUAUGGUGGAUGAAGAGGGACGGUUCACGGAGCUGGCGGGACCUGAGCUGCAGAGUCUGUCCGUGAUGACAGAAGGCACCGAUAAAGUGAUCUGCAUGCUGAAGGAGUGUGGUGCUCUGGUGCUGGAGGAGAAGUGUGUCCACAGCUACCCGUACGACUGGCGGACCAAGCAGCCGGUGGUGAUCCGGCCCAGCAAACAGUGGUUCAUCAACACGGCGUCUCUCAAGGACAAAGCCAAGGAGGCGCUGCAGAAGGUGCGUAUUCUGCCCGAGUCGGCGAGGUCCAGCCUGCUGGCCAUGCUGGACCGGCGGACCUACUGGUGCAUCUCCCGCCAGCGGAGCUGGGGGGUCCCCAUCCCGGUGUUUUACCACAAAGAGACCGGAGAAGCUCUGAUCAACAAGUACACGGUGUCCCACAUAGCAGAACUCUUCAGAGAGAAGGGCAGCGACUGUUGGUGGGAGCUUCCCACGGAGACGCUGCUCCCUCCAGAGGUCCUGAAGAAGAGUAAAGCUGGUCCUGUGAGCGACUACGUUCGUGGAGAAGACGUUCUGGACAUCUGGUUCGACAGCGGAGCAUCGUGGGCAGCCGUGCUGGAAGAGGAGCUGGAAGGAGACCUGGAGGAGGCGGAGUCUCGUCUCAGCUGGCUCCCGGCGUCCAUACGCAAACCGCUCGUCACAGAGUCAGACCCUCGAGCAGACGUGUACGUGGAGGGGAAGGACCAGCUCGGAGGCUGGUUUCAGUCUUCACUGCUCACCAGCGUCGCCGUCAGGAAUAAGGCACCUUAUAAGUCUCUGGUGGUCCAUGGGUUUGCAGUCAGCGAGAAAGGAGAGAAGAUGUCCAAGUCUCUGGGGAACGUCGUAGAUCCCGAUGAGGUCAUCAAUGGAGGGAAGGACGCCGGCGUGCCAGGGUACGGCGCAGACGCGCUCCGUUGGUGGGUGGCGGAGUCAAACGUCUUCUCAGAAGUCCAGAUCGGUCCCAGCGCCCUCAACGCGGCGCAGGACGGCAUCAGUAAGCUGAGGAACACGCUCAGGUUCCUGCUCGGCAACCUGCAGGGCUUCGAUCCUCGCCUUCAAGCCGUGGACCCCAAACAGAUGCACUACAUCGAUCAGUACAUGCUGCACCUGCUCCGCGACUUCAGCAUAAAGGUCACAGACGCCUACAGCGAGUUCGACAUGGGCCGGGUCAUCCGCGUCCUCCAGGCGUUCAUCACCAGAGAUCUCUCCAGCUUCUACUUCAGCAUCAUCAAGGACAGGUUGUACUGUGAUCCCGAGGACUCGCUGGGCAGAAGAUCGUGUCAGACUGCUCUAGAGGAAAUCCUUGACGGCGUGACCCGAUCCAUGUCUCCCAUCCUGCCUCACCUGGCUGAGGAGGUCUACCUGCACGCACCAGGACAUGACGAAGGGGAGACGUUAUUCAGGAGUGGCUGGAUCAAGAGCAGCUCCGUGUGGCGGCGUCCAGGGUUGGAGGAGGCUGUUGAAGGAGCCUGCGCCAUCAGGGACUCCUUCCUGUCUUCCAUUCCCGGCAAGAACGCCGCCCAGUACGACCUGACCGUUGCCAUCGAACCCGGUCUUCUGUUCGAGCUCAUGGAGUCUCUCCAGGAGGAGCCCACCUCCACCUGCUCCCAGCUGGCGGAGCUCAUGAUGGCGGCCCGGGUCAGCCUGAGCGGCCAGCUGCCCCGAGACCUGCACCCGGAGGCCGUGGUCAACCAGGGGACCUUCCUCAUCAACCUGGAAGGUGGCGUCAUCCGCGAGGACAGCGCCUUCAGCAUCGCCGCCGUGCCCACCUCUGCUGCCCGGUGUCCGCGGUGCCGCCGCUACACCGCUGAGUCCUCCGACUGCUUGUGCCCGCGCUGCCAGGCCGCCGUGUCCCAGACUCGCUGAUGGUCCCGCCGCCAGGGAGGCGUCACCGUUGAGGGCUGAACGGACAGAAGUGGACACGCUCGCUGUGAACUGACCCGGAAGCAGCGGUUUUCCCUCUCCGGUUGCCUGGCGCCGGACCGGCUGGUGGCAGGUGGGAACCAGAAAAACUUAAAACGCCAUCAGUCUGGUCCGGCACGCCGGAGGAGGGUCACCGUAGACGUAGCUGGAACAGCGGGGGGGGGGGGUUUGUGUGUGGUAAUGUCAGAGGAAGUACGGUUUAUCUGUGUGUGGAGGAUUUCUACAGGAUGUGGCUGCGCUUGUGUCUUUGUUAAUAAAAUAAGAGUAUAUACUGACUCCGUGUGAAAGAAGCUGUAUCACCAAGCUUUGGAUAAACAUUUUUAUUUUGCAUUAGAGACAGAAAGCACAGAGAGUUCACUUCUGUCUGCGUUCAUAAAUAAAAAUAA
This is a messenger RNA of Cololabis saira (Pacific saury), 3665 nucleotides long. It is a transcript of the gene iars2, whose product is annotated as isoleucyl-tRNA synthetase 2, mitochondrial. The transcript has 23 exons. NCBI's taxonomy places the organism in Eukaryota, Metazoa, Chordata, Actinopteri, Beloniformes, Belonidae. The coding region runs from base 148 to 3222 and encodes 1024 amino acids. The record is from RefSeq and is a predicted model, not a curated record. Gene Ontology annotation, biological process: isoleucyl-tRNA aminoacylation. Gene Ontology annotation, molecular function: ATP binding; aminoacyl-tRNA deacylase activity; tRNA binding. Gene Ontology annotation, cellular component: cytosol.